AUGGCCGUGUUCCUGGCAUCACUCGACAUCUUGGCACCGCGUGUGGCAUCCUUCGCAUCCUUCGUUGCAGCAAAUGCUUCCAGCCUUCAGCUCGAGGAGUCCGGCGAGGAGAACUUGCUUCUCUCACUCCUGAUGGGGACCAGCCUCUACGCCUGCGUGAUCCACGUCGCCUCCGACCUGACCGUUCAGAUUGUCGACUGCGCGGAUGGGCCCGAGGCCACCAGUUGCCAGCUGAUCUCCCUGCCAGGCAGGGGAUUCCAGAUGUUCUUCAUUUCUCCAAAUGGUGACUUGCAUGUGUCCUCGCUGGCGGUGUCGCGCUUUCAAGUCUCCUGGUCGGCCACCGAAGAUCUCUCGGGUUGA
Messenger RNA from Symbiodinium sp. CCMP2456, 360 nucleotides. The record is from the annotation of a GenBank genome assembly. Lineage: Eukaryota; Dinophyceae; Suessiales; Symbiodiniaceae.